This is a messenger RNA of Drosophila serrata, 1844 nucleotides long. RefSeq names its product RNA polymerase II-associated protein spaghetti (gene spag). NCBI's taxonomy places the organism in Eukaryota, Metazoa, Arthropoda, Insecta, Diptera, Drosophilidae. Gene Ontology annotation, cellular component: protein folding chaperone complex. The record is from RefSeq and is a predicted model, not a curated record. Gene Ontology annotation, molecular function: protein binding.
GACAGACAUCGAUAGUCACCAUGAACAUCGAUACAUCGAUGUUUCUCGUCUUUUGAGCACUGCCGCGUCUAUAUUGGUGUAUAUCCCCUAUUCGGUCACUCUGGCAACUAGAAAAUAACAAAAAAUAAAAAUGAGCGGUGCUAAGAAAGCCUUUGAAUUACAGCGCCAGGUGCGCCAAAAUGCACGAGAGUACGAGAGCUCUGUGAAAGACUUGUACUCGUGGGAGCAGGACAUCAAGAAGAAGGAGGAGGAGCUCAAGAAAUCGCCAGCCACUGUCGCCGCCAAGAACCUUCCUGUGCGUAGCCAUGUCCAGGACGCGACAACCAAGGCGGGAAAGGAGAGUCCGGGCAGCUCGGCGGCCAGCACGCCUACGGAGAAGCAGGAUCUACCCAUGGAUCCGGUGGCGCAGCAGCACAAGAAGGCCAAUGACAUCAAGGACCGUGGCAACAAUUACGUAAAGCUGGCGGAGUACGACAGAGCCAUUGAGGCGUACACAGAGGCCGUCAAUGUGUAUCCCCAUGAUCCCGUUUACUACAUAAACCGAGCUUUGUGCUACAUCAGACAGGAGCGCUAUGACAACUGCGUGGAGGAUUGCGAGGCGGCCAUUCAGCUGGACAAGCUUUGCGUGAAGGCCUACUACCGUCGAAUGCAAGCCAACGAGUCUCUUGGCAACAAUAUGGAAGCUCUCAAGGAUUGCACGACAGUGCUAGCCAUCGAACCGAAGAACAUAGAGGCCAAAAAGAGCCUGGCUCGCAUUAAUGACCGCCUACGCAAGAAUGCAACCAAAGGCGGUCCAAACUUCACUCCUGAUCGCCCUGACCUCAUUGACAUCUUGCCUCUCGAUAAGCCCGUCUUUAAGCGAUCCAAACAACCCAUGCGUCGUGUCCCGAUUGUCGAUAUAAUCUCUCCUCGAGCCGCCAGUGAGGAGACCAAGAACUUGCGCAUCUCAGAUGAGGAUAUUGACAAGAUCUUCAAUAGUAACUGCGGUUCAUUCGAGCAGGUGAAAAAUAAAGAAGUAAACCAGAAGGAAACACCACCCAGUGCCCCCGCAGAUGCUCACGCUGUUGAGAUUAUUAAGGAGAAAAAGAAGGACAUAAAUAUAAGUCCUCCCAAGGCAGCCUCAAAGAUUGAUGUGGCCAAGGAUGAAAAGAAGGAAAUUAAAAGUGCGCCAAAAGCAACGCCAGCUGUUGUCGAGACCCCCAAAAUUCAGAGCACUGUUGCCUCCCCGCCAAAGCCUGCCCGAACUCCCAGCGUAGAAUCCAAGGCGAUAAUAGUAGAGGAAACUCCACAGAAAACUGAAAAGAUUGAAAACGUUGCCAAGAAAAUUAAAGACUCACCGAGUCCCGUAGAGCGUUCAUUACCACCGCUACCUUCGGGAACAGCUCAGUUUCAUGUGACCUGGAAGGAACUGACUGCUUCACAGAAAUACCAGUAUUUGAAGUCCAUUGAGGUUGCUAAUCUGUGUAAGAUCCUGGGAGCCGGCUUCGAUUCUGCCAUAUUCACGGAACUGCUGCGCACCGUUCACGACUUCUACAUACCAAAUAAGGAGCCAACCACGGCCGCUGUCCUGCUUGAGGUCAGCAAAAACGAUGAAUUCACCAUUUUGGCCAAGCUCAUGUCAGCUGAGGAAAAGAAAGUGGUAACAUCUAUUUUAAGCGACAUCAAAAACUGGCCCAACCAGAACUCGGCGGUGCUGGAUAAGCUCCUAAAGGAGUAUCUCUAACGUGGUCUAAACUCUCUUAAUGUUUCAAGUUUAAAUGUACUUAUGUUGCUUCAAAUUGUUAGCUCAAAAAACCGAAAAAAUACAAAUAAUACAUGGAGGAUGUACAAGAUGUUAAACACAA